CGCUCCUUACCUGGGGCUCCGGGCUGAGAUAUGAGGUUUUCUCGACGGCCAGUUGCUUUUCAUACUUUGGCACUUCUGUGUUGUCUGAGUCAGUGUGGGACAGCAGUGGAGAGACACUACUACAUUGCUGCAGUUAACAUUAAUUGGGAUUAUACAACAAAUGGAAUCGAUCGAAGUGUUGGUCCCAUCUAUAAAAAGACAGUGUACAGGGAAUAUGACCAAAGUUUCUUAAAGGCUAAAACAACUUCAUCGUCAGCAGGGCUGCUCGGCCCCACGAUUCGUGGCGAAGUUGGUGACACCAUCAUUGUCACGUUCAGGAACAUGGCGGAUCAUCCCUGUAGUAUUCAUCCACAUGGUAUAGCUUAUGGAAAACAGUCUGAAGGAUCUUUGUACUUUGACAACACAUCCCAGUUUGAGAAAGAGGAUGAUGUCAUACAUCCUGGCAAUGAGCAUCAAUACUACUGGGAGGUAACUUCAGAAGUGGCCCCACAGGCUGCAGAUCCCCCGUGUGUCACAUACACUUAUUUCUCACACAAUGAUAUUGUCAAGGACUACAACACAGGCCUGAUUGGUACACUACUAAUUUGUAAGACUGGCAGCCUUGAUGAAUCUGGAAAGCAGGUCCAUUUCCAUCAGGAAUUGACAUUGUUGUUUGGGGUGUUUGAUGAAAGCAAUACUUGGUACAGUGCAGGGGAAGCACCACUCAAGGACAAUGUGAAAUACACCAUCAAUGGCUUCACAAAUGGCUCUGUGCCUGACCUGAGUGUGUGUGCACACUCCAAAAUAACCUGGAAUUUGGUUGGUAUGAGUUCGGAGCCAGAGCUUUUUUCCGUGCACUUUAAUGGCCAGGUUCUACAGCAGAAUGGGCACAAGGUGUCUUCGAUCGGCCUUAUCAGUGGCACAGCUACUAGUGCAGAGAUGAUGGCCGUCUACCCUGGUCGCUGGCUUCUCUCUUCUCACAUUAGUAAACAUUUGGAAGCUGGUAUGCAUGGCUACCUGGAUGUUAAUUCAUGUAAUGAGUUUACUGCACCAAAGCGAAAGCUCACCAUACAACAAAAGCGAGAAAGCCAAGAAUGGAUUUACUACAUUGCAGCUGAGGAGACUAUUUGGGAUUAUGCCCCACAUUUGCCAGAAAAUGUGGACAGGGAUUUUCGGUCUACCUACUUAAAACAGGGAGCAGGACGAAUUGGCAAGAAGUAUAAAAAAGCGGUGUUUGUCAGGUAUACAGAUGAAUCAUUUAAGGAAAAGGCAGAGCACAAACAAAGGAAAAAGGAGCUGGGAAUUCUUGGUCCUGUGAUCAGAGCACAGAUCAGAGACAUAAUAAAGAUUGUAUUCAAAAACAAAGCAUCACGUCCAUACAGCAUUUAUCCCCAUGGCUUAACGAUUGAUAAAGCAGCAGAGGGCGUCAAUUACCCUGAGGGAGGGAACCAGAGUCAUGCAGUGCAACCAGGGGAGACUUAUACAUAUGUGUGGCGAGUCAUUGAAGAGGACGAGCCAUUAAAUAGUGAUUCAAGGUGUCUCACGAGGAUGUAUCAUAGUGCAGUGAACACCCCACAAGACAUUGCCUCCGGUCUUGUUGGACCACUUCUUAUCUGCAAAAGCCAGUCCCUCAGUACAAGGAAUGUCCAGCUGAGGGCAGACAAGGAGCAGCAUGCUAUGUUUGCAGUUUUUGAUGAAAACAAGAGUUGGUACAUAAGUGAGAACAUCCUUACAUACUGUGGAGACCCAAAAAAUGUGAAAAUAGAUGACCCAGAGUUCUAUAAAUCAAAUGUUAUGCACACAAUUAAUGGUUAUGUGUAUGAAAGUGGCCAAGUCCUGGGGUUUUGCAAUGGUGAGAUUGCAACAUUGCAUGUGUCUAGUGUUGGAGAACAAGAUGACAUCCAAACAGCCACAUUUUAUGGACACACAUUUGAGCUGAAUAACAGAGAAGAGGAUAUCCUCAGUCUGUUCCCCAUGACAGGCGAGACAAUCUCCAUAAACAUGGCUAAUGCUGGAUUUUGGCUAUUGGCAUCACUGAACACACAUGAGAGCCAAAAAGGAUUAAGAGUGAAGUUUCAGGAUGUUGAAUGCUUUAGGGAUUAUGUUACGGAAGAGUAUGAUGAUUACAGUACCAGUGAAAGUGGACGAGGAUUAGAUGAGUCCUUCAACGUGUGGAAACCUAUGAAUGAAACAAUGUUUAAAAAUGAAAAAUCAAAACCUGAACCAAGCAUAAAUUACAUUGAUCCAGAGUCGGAUGAUUAUGCAAUAAUCCUUGGUAUAAGGUCACUGAAAAACAAUUAUAACAUUUUCAGUGGUGAUGAGAAACUACCGGAUGACAACAGUGAUGAGAGGAGCCCUAUAAAUGAUGCAGUGUUACAAAAUGGAAAAUCAAAAUCAAAGCCAAGCAAAAAUGAUGUUGAUCCAGAUUCAGAUUAUUAUGCCAUGCUUCUUGGUUUAAGUGCAGAAAACAACACAGGUGAAAAUAAUAUGCCAGAGUUGGACCGGCCCAUUAUAAAUAGCACUGAUAGUGCGCUACUUCACAUUGAUGGGUUGCAAAACAUAACUCAUUUGGAGUUUGAGUUAGAUAACAACCUUACUGCAAAAGUUGAUCAAAAUGAAAGUACAACAGACUCGCUGAUCAAAAUAUCUCUGGAGCCAGCAAAUCUUACAAUUAAAGGAACUAUCAGUAUCACCCCUACUCCCAGUAACAUUUCAUUUCUACAAUUUACUGACAGUGAAAAACCAGAAAACAGACACUAUACAUCAUUAGUAACAAAUGAAACAAGGCCACUGCUAUUACCCCAACCAUCAAAGAUUCAUAAAGAGAAUGAGACAGAGGCACAAUCCUCAAUGCUGAGCUCUUUGGAGGUUGAAGACAAUGAUGACAGGUUAAGGGAAAAUAUUUUUAUUUACAGUGUACCUGCUCUUAACUCUCAUAGUAGCAAAACAGACGAUGACAAUAUUGUGCUUUUGGAUAAUGGUCAAGUAAUAGAAAAUAAUAGCAAUGAGCAUUCAGUCGAGUACAGCCUCUCCCCUACAGAAGUUCCUAACACAUUUCUGCACAGUACCACUCAAGCAACAUGGCCUGAGGAAACCCAAAACUUCAGUGAAACAAAGGGUUUUCAAGAAUCAAAUAACACCCAUGUGGACUCAAAAGUAGAUAAAGAAUUAAAUGCCACCCAUGGAGACCCAAACUUUUUAGAGGAGAAAAAUGAAUUUAAUAAUACCCAUGUGGACUCCAAAUUCUCAUCGAAAGAAAAUCAAACAUUAAAUGCCACCCAUGUGGACCCUGAGUUUUCAGUAGAGGAAAAAAAGGAAUUAAAUAGAACGCAUGUGGACUCCAUAUUUGAAGUGGAUAAUAAUAAGGAAGUGAAUAAUACCCAUGAUAAUAUCAAAGACAUGAACAUAGAAACUAACCUGGAAAAGUUCAGAGAACUUUCUAGCGCCCUAGACCAACCAAACGUAAAUAUUCAAGAGCCCAACAGCACCAAACUAGACUGCAAUUUUUCCAACAAUACUUUGAAUGAUUCUAAUACAUUCUUUGAUAGUGAGAGCAGAAAGAGAACAAACUUGACUCAGAAUGUUACAUGUUCAGCCAUAGUUGCUUUUAUUGACAAUGCCCAUAAUGAGACAAGCCUAAAAGUCAGCAACAACUGGACAUCCUCAGAAGAGUUCAGUUCAGAGAGCAUCAAGAAUAAUUCCUUUCCUAAUGGCAUUUUCAACAUUUCAUCUCCAGAAAGGAACAGCUCCUACAAUAAUAUCCUACUGCCAAAUAGCAGUUCAGAGCAAGUUUUACCAGAUGUUGAAAAGACUCUUAAUGAAGUGAUCAUCUAUCUAAAGGGCAACAACAAGACUAUGGCCAUUCUCAGCACACCUUUGGAUGCACAAGGAAAGAAUUGGAGCUAUGAUGGUAAACAUGAGAUGGUGCCACUGGAGUUCCCAGAUCACAUGAACAAAUACAUAACAGACAAGCAUCCAAACAGUGCAAAAAAAGAGAAGAAAAAAAUACAUCUAGAAAGGGUAACACCAAAGAAAGGGUAUGGCAUGAAGACAAAAAAGAUGAGGGAGUACAAACCACAACAACGUGGUAUCUUAUCUCCACGUAGCUUUUCUUCACUAGGAGCCACUCCACCUCUGUUAACACCAAGGGGCCAUAGGCCCAUACUCAGUGAAGAAGACAUGGGGCCAAAAUCCAUAGUCAUCGGUGUUCCCAGGAAUGACUUCAAUGACUAUGAAAUAUAUGUUCCCCAUGGUGAACAUGAUUUUGAUACUGACGACACCCCAGAUGACCUAGACGAAUAUGAAUAUGUUGAAUACAAAUACCCAUAUGGUAAGCGGCCUCAAACAGAAAUGAAUGCACUUGAUGAAGUAACUAAAUAUUCAUUGCAAAUUGCUGGCCUCAAGUCCAGGGUUUACUUCAUUACUGCUGAAGAAAUUAACUGGGAUUAUGCAGGCUAUGGACAAAGGAGGGAAGAUAAAGCCUCAGUGAAGGAGAGGCCUACGCUGUUCAAGAAAGUGCUGUUCAAGUCAUAUUUGGACAGCUCCUUUACAACCCCAGACACUCGUGGAGAGGUUGAUGAGCAUCUUGGAAUUAUGGGUCCAGUCAUUAAGGCUGAAGUUGAUGAAACCAUAUACAUUGUGUUUAAAAAUCUUGCCAGCCGCCCAUACUCACUGCAUGCAAACGGGGUGUCAUAUAGCAAAAAUAUGGAGGGGCUGAAAUAUGAUGAUGGCUCACCUUACUGGUACCAGUACGAUGAUGCGGUGCAACCUAAUACAACUUUUACAUAUAUUUGGACAGUAAAUGACAAGGUGGGACCGUUAAAUGGUGAAUCUGACUGCAGAAUAUGGACCUACUACUCUGGUGUAAAUCCUGAGCGAGACAUCCAUUCUGGACUGAUUGGGCCUCUUCUGAUUUGUAAGAAAGGCACCCUGGCUAAAAAUUCAUUAGACAAACAAGAAUUUAUGCUACUUUUUAUGACGUUUGAUGAGAACAAGAGCUGGUACUAUGAGCAAAACUAUGAGAUUCUCAAGAAGACAAACAAAAGAGCAACAAUGGACCCAAAUUUCAACAACAAUAUCAAAUUUCAUGCAAUCAAUGGAAUUAUAUACAGCCUUAAAGGACUCCGCAUGUAUGCUAAUCAGCUUGUAAACUGGCAUCUCAUAAACAUGGGCUCUUCAAAAGAUUUCCACAGCAUUAACUUUCAUGGCCAAACAUUUUUAAACAAGCAUAACGACCCUCAUCGUCAGGGAGUAUAUCCACUUUUACCAGGAGGUUUUGCAACCCUGGAAAUGUUUCCCUCAAAGCCAGGGCUCUGGAUGUUGGAGUCUGAGGUCGGAAUCUCCCAUCAGAGAGGGAUGCAGACCCUAUUUUUAGUGUUAGGCAAUGUAUGUGACCACCCUCUUGGUUUGACUUCUGGAGCGGUUAAGGACAGCCAAAUUACAGCAUCAGAUUCUCGAGGUUACUGGCUUCCCAAUUUGGCUAGACUGCACAAUACAGGAAAAUACAAUGCAUGGAGUACAACAAAUUCAGACCAGUGGAUUCAGGUAGACUUCCAACGGCCAGUGGUGAUCAGUAAAAUAGCCACACAGGGAGCCAAACAGAUCUUCACCUCUAACUAUGUUUUAAACUACACAAUCUUCUAUAGUACAGACCGCAAAAGAUGGAGUUGGUAUAAGGGGGAUAGCAAAACGUCAAGAAAGACUUUUGAUGGCAACAGGGAUGCCCAUGAAGUGAAGGAGAAUAUAUUCUUCCCACCAAUUAUUAGCCGUUAUGUGAGGCUUUUCCCCUCACAUUCAUAUAAUUAUCCAACUCUUCGUAUGGAGUUCUUUGGAUGCGAGUUAGAUGGAUGUUCUGUACCUUUGGGAAUGCAGAGUGGAGAGAUAAGUGAUAAACAAAUCACAGCCAGUUCUGUUGCUUCCAACUGGUAUUCUAGCUUGUGGCAGCCUUGGUUGGCCCGUCUUGAUAAACAAGGAUCCGUCAAUGCUUGGCAAUCCAAGAGUAAUGACAUGCAGCCAUGGCUCCAGAUAGAACUAAAGGAUGUAAAGAAGGUCACUGGAAUUGUUACCCAGGGUGCAAAGUCACUGAAAACAGAAAUGUUUGUAACCACUUAUGUUUUAGAGUACAGUGAUGAUGGCAAGAAAUGGACCAAGUACACAGAUAAUGAGGACUAUGAAAUAAAGACAUUUAUGGGAAACUCUGAUAACAAUGGUCAUGUGAAAAAUUAUAUUUACCCUCCAAUAUUCUCCAAAUAUAUUAAAAUUAUUCCUACAAAAUGGCAGAAUGCUGCCACCAUGAGGAUUGAACUACUGGGAUGUGAUUUUUGAAUAAUGACCUUUCAUCGUUGUUUUAUCCUGUUGUACUAAGCCCACAUAUUUUGGAUAAUAAUUUUAUAUAUUUAUAUUUCUAAUGUUUGUGAGUUAUAAUUCUGUAAUAAAAUU
This is a messenger RNA of Clarias gariepinus (North African catfish), 6417 nucleotides long. It is a transcript of the gene f5, whose product is annotated as coagulation factor V. The coding region runs from base 31 to 6303 and encodes 2090 amino acids. The transcript is spliced from 25 exons. Lineage: Eukaryota; Metazoa; Chordata; Actinopteri; Siluriformes; Clariidae. Gene Ontology annotation, molecular function: copper ion binding; oxidoreductase activity. The record is from RefSeq and is a predicted model, not a curated record.